Molecule: messenger RNA, 1592 nt
Organism: Vombatus ursinus (common wombat)
Lineage: Eukaryota; Metazoa; Chordata; Mammalia; Diprotodontia; Vombatidae
Gene: WNT2B
Product: Wnt family member 2B
Exons: 5
Coding region: 62-1258 (398 amino acids)
Biological process (GO): neuron differentiation; cell fate commitment; multicellular organism development
Cellular component (GO): extracellular region
Molecular function (GO): frizzled binding; cytokine activity
Source: RefSeq, a predicted model, not a curated record
GCCCCCAGCCCAGCGCUCUGCCCCACCCCGGGACGCGCAGGGGGAGAGCCCUCGGGGAGCUAUGCUGAGCCAGGGCAGAACGGAGGAAGCCCCCCAGCUCCUCCGUAGGCGAGCCCGGCUCCCUGUACCCGCCUUCGCCCCGGCGCACAGAUACCCUGCCCGGGCAGCGGCACCCGACGGUCCCGGAGUCCCUGCCCGCCUUGGCCUCGCCUGUCUGUUGCUGCUGUUGCUUACGCUGCCGCCCCGCAUAGAUGCGUCCUGGUGGUAUAUCGGGGCACUGGGGGCCCGGGUGAUCUGUGACAACAUCCCUGGGCUGGUGAGCCGCCAGCGCCAGCUGUGCCAGCGCUACCCUGACAUCAUGCGCUCCCUGGGUGAGGGGGCCCGGGACUGGAUCCGUGAGUGCCAGCACCAGUUCCGUCAUCACCGCUGGAACUGCACCACUCUGGACCGCGACCACACCGUCUUUGGCCGAGUGAUGCUCAGAAGCAGCCGGGAGGCGGCUUUCGUGUAUGCCAUCUCAUCAGCAGGUGUGGUCCAUGCCAUCACUCGGGCCUGCAGCCAGGGUGAGCUCAGCGUGUGCAGCUGUGACCCUUACACACGUGGUCGGGACCGAGACCAGCGUGGAGACUUUGACUGGGGUGGUUGCAGUGACAACAUCCACUAUGGGGUCCGCUUUGCCAAGGCCUUUGUGGAUGCUAAGGAGAAGAGGCUGAAGGAUGCUCGGGCCCUCAUGAACUUGCACAACAAUCGCUGUGGCCGCACGGCUGUACGCCGAUUCCUAAAGCUGGAAUGUAAGUGCCAUGGAGUUAGCGGCUCCUGUACCCUCCGCACCUGCUGGCAUGCACUCUCUGACUUCCGCCGGACUGGUGACUACCUGCGGAGGCGCUAUGAUGGGGCUGUGCAAGUGACCGCCACUCAGGAUGGUGCCAACUUUACUGCUGCCCGUCAGGGCUAUCGCCAUGCCACUCGGGCCGACCUUGUCUAUUUUGACAACUCCCCAGAUUACUGUGUUCUGGACAAGGCUGCUGGGUCCCUGGGCACUGCAGGACGUGUAUGCAGUAAGACGUCUCGAGGGACAGAUGGAUGUGAGGUCAUGUGCUGUGGCCGUGGCUAUGACACAACCCGAGUCACACGCGUCACCCAAUGUGAGUGCAAAUUCCACUGGUGCUGUGCUGUCCGCUGUAAGGAGUGCCGGGACACUGUGGACGUCCACACCUGUAAGGCCCCCAAGAAGGCAGAGUGGCUGGACCAGACCUGAACACUAGCACACUUCACCAGCCCCUCCAUCCCAAACCCUCAGACUCAACAGCACAAGAACCUCGCAUGCACACCCUGUACCCCUAACUCCCCUGCCCUGGGCUGCCACAGCUUCUACUGAAAGACUUGGACUGUGAGUGCCCCAAGAUGUUAUGGUGGGUAUUUCAGCCUGAAGGAAGAAGUGAUAAGAUACUAAGCAGCUUUCUCCCUCGGAAGCUUCCGUGCCCCCCAGUGGAAGGGGACAGUGAGGGAGCAGCAUAGAAGGAGAACAAGGGGCUCUGUGGAGAGACAAGUUACACUAAAGAACCCAGAAGAGAUUUGCUUUUCUUUUUCCC